GAGCGCGCCCAUCAUUCCGAACAGCGCCAGAGACAUUACGAGAAUCGUUAACGAGCGCGUCGGCAUGGUCGUCAUCUACGGAAUGCCAGUAGAGUCCCAGGGUAUUAAGCUCCUGGCUGCCGAGCUGAAGAACAAGCUUCUGCUAUACUGUCCGGACUACGAGCUGCCCGAUUACUUACAGGAACCGACAAUGAUGGACUCGCACGUGGCUUUCCUCAACAAGCAACUUCUUAUGGAUCUGCUGUUCAAGUACGUGUCGACCGGGGACUACGACAAGGCAGUGACUAUCACGAAGUCCUUGCAAGAUGAUAACGUCGGUUUUAUGAUCGAAGAGCUGAUCGACAGACUCUUGCGGGCACGAGAACCUAACGUGUUCGCAUACGCGGACAAGUUGUGGUCCGCCGGACACCACGAUAUAGUCAAUGACUUUUUCCCUUCGGAAGUAAAAUUGAUCACCAAGCAAGAAAGGGUGAAAAUCAUCGGAAGAUAUUACGAUCAAGCUCUGAAGCUGGACGCCAAUGUCGACUCGUACAACGAUCGCCUGGCCUGGGGCGACAGCAAGGACAAGACUAGUCACAGAGUGAGCUGGAAGCUUAUCCCGGUAUGGGAGAAUAACAAGCUGCUGUAUAAAAUAAUGAACACUGAACAUACUAUGUACCUGAAGCUGGACGUGAACGUAGACGGGUACGGAGACAGGCAAGCGUGGGGCUCCAACAACUCGAACGAGAAGCGCCACCUGUGGAAGCUGACGCCUGUAGUGCUGGAGACCGGCAACGUCUUACUCAUAGAGAACCACGAGUACGGGCAGAGUCUGAAGCUGGACGCGCACGUGGAUAGCUACGGCGACCGCCUGCUCUGGGGAAACAACGGAAACGUCGAUGGUAACCCUGGCUACUUCGGCUGGGUCAUCAACGCGUGGCCGUAGAACUUCACAUAACUACAGAUAGCUUACAGGCGACAAUAAAUA
This is a messenger RNA of Bombyx mori (domestic silkworm), 967 nucleotides long. Its product is annotated as microvitellogenin-like. The transcript has a single exon. Bases 65 to 925 code for a protein of 286 amino acids. Gene Ontology annotation, cellular component: extracellular region. NCBI's taxonomy places the organism in Eukaryota, Metazoa, Arthropoda, Insecta, Lepidoptera, Bombycidae. The record is from RefSeq and is marked provisional.